Candidula unifasciata is the source of this 249-nucleotide messenger RNA. NCBI's taxonomy places the organism in Eukaryota, Metazoa, Mollusca, Gastropoda, Stylommatophora, Geomitridae. The record is from the annotation of a GenBank genome assembly.
CUUACAGAGAUAGGUGUGGAAUCUUUCACGAUAUCCUGAACCAGCACUGGCCGGCAGCACUCAACUGUUCUACUCUUCCAGACUCUCCAGACCCAAGUGUGUGUAUCGGCUACCACGAGGCGCGGGAGCCGGAGAUACAUGAAUGUGGGCCUAAGGAAAUCAAAUGCGGAAAAGACCGCUGCAUCAAGCCAUCUUGGCUGUGCGAUGGAUUCCAAGAUUGUGAUGAUAACUCGGAUGAGAACAACUGUG